Molecule: messenger RNA, 1192 nt
Organism: Mesoplodon densirostris (Blainville's beaked whale)
Lineage: Eukaryota; Metazoa; Chordata; Mammalia; Artiodactyla; Ziphiidae
Gene: LENG1
Product: leukocyte receptor cluster member 1
Exons: 4
Coding region: 320-1111 (263 amino acids)
Source: RefSeq, a predicted model, not a curated record
GUGGGUCGGCCCGGCGGGCUCAUCCGCGAGAGGACCUGGCGGGAGUGCCAGCCAAUCAGAGGCCGCGUUCAGUAGCGUCCGGGCGGGGGCACUUGUGAUUGACUCAGAAUCUUGAUAAGAGGCGGUCGCUAGGCGACCCCACGCGCAAUUCCGGGCGAUGGGAGGUGGGCGUCUCAGCCAAUCAACUUUCGCCACAGACCCAGAGGGGCGUGCCAAAUAGUCCAGGACCAAUCCAUGGCCGAGACAGGGAGGGGCCAUCCUCUCGCCAAUCUGAAGUGCUAGAAGGCGGGCCUGCCAGUCCGUGGACAGCUACGGCGCCAUGAAUAUCUUACCCAAGAAGAGCUGGCACGUCCGGAACAAGGACAAUGUCGCCCGCGUGCGGCGUGACGAGGCCCAAGCCCGGAAGGAGGAGAAAGAGCGUGAGCGGAGGGUGCUGCUCGCUCAGCAAGAGGCCCGCACAGAGUUCCUACGGAAGAAAGCCAGGCAUCAGAACUCACUACCUGCGGCUGAAGCAGCAGCAGCAGCAGAAGCCCCAAGCAGUUCUGGCCCUGUGGAUCUGUUUCGAGAGCUGCUGGAAGAAGGGAAGGGGGUGAGCAGAGGCAAUAAAGAGUACGAGGAAGAGAAGCGACGAGAGAAAGAGAGGCAAGAGAAGGCUCUGGGCAUCCUGACGUACCUGGGCCAGAGUGCAGCAGAAGCCCAGACUCAGCUCCCUUGGUACCAGCUCCCCCCAAGGCGGGGCGGCCCCCCGUCUGGUCCAGGACCAGAUGAGAAGGUCAAGAACCGCCUGGACCCUCUGUGCGAGAUGCAGAAACAUUUGGGGAAGAAGAGAAAGCACAGUGGUGACAAUGGCAGUCACAGCAGAAAGGAAAAGGAGAGACCUGAGAAACGGCCCAAAGAACCCCCAUCCCUGGACCGGCUUCGAGCUGAACGUCUCCAGCGGGAGGCGGCUGAGAGGGCUCGGGCAGAGGCCCUGCUGGCCCGGAUUGGAGGCACGGCAGCCCAGGAGGAUCAGCCAGAAGAGGUGGACGAUCGGCGGAGGCGGUACAACUCCCAGUUCAACCCCCAGCUGGCCCGGCGCCCCCGCCAGCAGGAAGACCCCCUGGCUCACUGACUCUGAGGGGGUACAGGAGAGGCUGCUGCUGCCAGCCGUCAUAUAAAACUAUUUAUUCAUAAAUAUUUUCCAAAAUGAAAA